Molecule: messenger RNA, 2342 nt
Organism: Aspergillus heteromorphus CBS 117.55
Lineage: Eukaryota; Fungi; Ascomycota; Eurotiomycetes; Eurotiales; Aspergillaceae
Product: GMC family oxidoreductase
Exons: 3
Coding region: 460-2328 (622 amino acids)
Biological process (GO): secondary metabolite biosynthetic process
Molecular function (GO): flavin adenine dinucleotide binding; oxidoreductase activity, acting on CH-OH group of donors
Source: RefSeq, a predicted model, not a curated record
UGCACUGCAUCCAAGAUUGACUCCGUAAGCAGUGCCGGGGCCCUGGAACCCGAGGACCGGGGUCAAUAUGAUGCAGGGCGGCCAAUCGUCAGACGCUGGACGUGCUUGGAUGUGACCGAUCAGGUCUGCACGCGACGCCGACAGCAAUACAUCGAGGGUCUAGUGACCACUAGGGGCCCGGGGCUGCAGAAGCCUUCUCAUCCAACCCCGGUCCGGUAUUGACGCCGCCGACGAUGGAUACUCCCAUCCGAUUCGGAACGUUACUGAGAGAGAAUGGCCGACUGGAAUGGCUGUCGUGUCCAAUAGGUGCGUCACAUUCCCGGGCUGAGUUCGAGGCCCCCCGGUCUCUAGGUGGGAAUGUAAGUCGCAUAAGACCGGCUCCGGUCGCUGUCACGUCCAUUCCAGUUUCCUAUUUCCCGCCAGAUUGUUCCCCUUGACAGCACUUCCCCGUCUUCCACGAUGCGGCUGGAUCGGAUGAGGAGUUGGUGGAAAUGGUGGGCUGUCGCAGCGGCCGCCGGUGUUCAGGCAGUCGAACCACCGCCCUUGCUGGGAUCCUCCUUCGGGGUCCCCGGGGUGAAUGCCACGUUCGACUACAUCGUCGUCGGGGGAGGGACCGCGGGACUGACCUUGGCCACGCGGCUGGUCGAGCAACAGGCCGGGAGGGUCGCCGUCAUCGAGGCCGGGGGGUUCUAUGAGAUGGACAACGGCAAUCUCAGCCAGGUGCCUGCCGACGAUGCCAGAUACAUCGGCCGGUCCCAGACCGACUGGCAGCCGUUGAUUGACUGGGGGUAUAGCACGACCCCGCAAGCGGGUUCGUACGGGGCGGAGAUCCACUACGCGCGAGGGAAGACCCUCGGGGGCAGCUCUGCGCGCAACUACAUGCUCUACCAGCGCGGGACGCGGUCGGCCUACCAGCAGUGGGCGGACGCCGUCGGGGAUGCCAGCUAUACCUUCGACAACCUGCUGCCCUUUUUCGAGAAAAGCCUCCGCUUCACCCCCCCCGACAUGGGGCUCCGGUUUGCCAACGCGACCCCGGACUAUGACCCUACCCACCUGGGCAACGGCUCGGGCCCGCUGUCGGUCACCUUCCCGCACUACGCGCAUGCCUUCGCAACCUGGGCUGUGAAGGGCCUGGAGUCGCUCGGGAUGUCGAGGAUCCCGGGCUUCGCGGACGGCUCCCUGCUGGGCCAGGCGUACGCGCUGUUCACCAUCAACGCCACCACGAUGGUGCGCGACUCCUCCGAGACCUCCUUCCUCCGCCAGGCGUUGUCCUAUCCGAAUUACUCCGUCUACCACUCCACCAUGGCGAAGAAGAUCCUGUUCGACGCGAGCGCCCAGGCCACGGCGGUGGUCGUCGAGACGGCGGGCCUCAGCUACCAGCUCAACGCGAGCCGGGAGAUCAUCCUGUCGGGGGGGGUCUUCGGCUCCCCGCAGCUGCUCCUGGCCUCCGGGGUGGGUCCGGCCGAGGAUCUCGAGGCGCUGGGGAUCCGGGUGGUGGCCGAUCGGCCGGGGGUGGGCCAGAACAUGCAGGACCAUGUGUACCUGGGGGUGUCGCACCGCGUCAACGCGCCCACCACGUCGGCCCUGGGAGACCCUGACUUUGCGGCCGAGGCGGCGCGGGAGUUCCACGAGGAGGCCGCCGGCAUGUACACGAACCCGUCGACGGACGUGCUGGGGUGGGAGAAGGUCCCCGCGGCCCUGCGCGGCGGAUUCUCGACUGGCACGCAGGCGACGCUGGCGCAGUACCCGGCGGACUGGCCGGAGGUGGAGUACAUCGCGGUCAACGGCUAUCUCGGGGCGAUGCAGGUGCUGGCAGAUCCCCACGACGGCUUCAACUACGCCGCGCUGGCCGUGGCCCUCGCCGCGCCGCGCUCCCGCGGCAACCUCACGAUCGCCUCCGCGGACACGGCGGUCGCUCCGCUGAUCAACCCCAACUGGCUCACCGACCCGGUCGACAUCGAGGUCGCCAUCGCCGGGCUCAAGCGGGCGCGCCAGUUCUGGCAGACCCGGGCGAUGCAGCCCUUGGUGAUCGGGGACGAGGCCUUUCCGGGGCCCGCCGUCCAGACGGAUGCCCAGAUCGAGGCGGUGAUCCGCCAGGACUUUUCCACCGUGUGGCACGCCUCCUGCACGUGUGCCAUGGGCCCGGCCGAGGACCCGAUGGCCGUGGUGGAUGGCCAGGGCCGCGUGUUCGGCGUCCAGGGCUUGCGGGUGGUGGACGCCUCCAUCUUCCCUCUGCUGCCCCCGGGCCACCCGCAGGCCACCGUCUAUGCUCUGGCCGAAAAGAUCGCCUGCGAUAUCACGGGCGCGUGCGAGGAGGUCGAGUCGUGAAGAUCGCACCAUGG